UCCUGGUACAUGCUGGUCCGCUCUAGAGAGAGUGGGUAGGUGACUGGAGAAAGUCGCAGGGCUAAGUGGAUAGAGACCUCUCAGGAGGCAGAAGAGCUAGCCUUUCACGGGAUGCAGCAGUGGAGAGAAAAGUCUCCCAGUCUGGUGCUGGGUUCCGGGGUCUCUUAAGGGAAAGAGGGGGUGACAGGCUCUGGAAAGGCAGUUGUUGCUGUGUCUUUUGCAACUGGGUCUGUGGCAAAGAAGGGGCCCCACCACCCAGUUAGGAAAUUAGUCUUUCUCUUCAACCAGGUCCCUUUAAGACAACGAGGUUGACAGUGAUGGCCCUGUAUAUAUUUGGAGGUACCUCGGAAACUUCUGAUUUUGGAGAUCAGAGUACUCAUGCUAAUGUGAUGAGGUGCCAAGAAUCAAUCCCUUGGCUUUCUCCUCAUGGGCGUGCCCACUCUCUACUCUCCAGGUCCUUUUGAUGGCUCCCAAUACUACAUCUCCUGCAGCAUCUUCCUCUCCCGGGGGCAUGUCUCUGUCUCUGCCUAUUGUCCUACUGUCUGUGGCCCUGGCUGUGGGGCUUCCUGGCAACAGCUUUGUGGUGUGGAGCAUCUUGAAAAGGAUGCAGAAGCGCUCUGUCACGGCCUUGCUGGUGCUGAACUUGGCUCUGGCCGACUUGGCUGUGCUGCUCACUGCUCCCUUUUUCCUACACGCCCUGUCUCAACGCACCUGGAGUUUUAGAGUGACCGGUUGCCGCCUAUGCCACUAUAUUUGUGGAGUAAGCAUGUAUGCCAGCGUCCUGCUUAUCACCGUUAUGAGUCUGGAUCGCUCACUGGCAGUGGCUCGCCCCUUUGUGUCCCAGAAGAUGCGCACUAAGACGAUUGCCCGAUGGGUGUUGGUAAGCAUCUGGGUGGUGUCUUUUCUGCUGGCCACACCGGUCCUUGCGUACCGUACAGUAAAACAGUACAACAGGACUCUGCUCUGCCGUUCGGAUUACCCUAGCGACGGGCAUAGUGCCUUCCAUCUGCUCUUCGAAACCACCACGGGCUUCCUGCUGCCCUUCCUGGCGGUGGUGGCCAGCUACUCUGACAUCGGACGCCGGCUGCAGGCUCGGCGCUUCCGCCGCAGUCGCCGCACCGGCCGCCUGGUGGUGCUCAUCAUCCUGGCCUUCGCGGCCUUCUGGCUGCCUUACCACUUGGUGAACCUGGUGGAAGCCGGCCGCUCGCUGGCGGGCUGGGACAAGGACGACUCCGUGGGGCAGCAUCUGCAGAAGGCCCGCAACGUGCUCAUCGCGCUGGCCUUCCUGAGCAGCAGUGUGAACCCGGUGCUGUACGCGUGCGCGGGCGGCGGCUUGCUGCGCUCGGCCGGCGCGGGCUUCGUAGUCAAGCUGCUGGAGGCCACUGGCUCCGAAGGGUACAGCUCCCGCCGCGGGGGCACCCUGGGCCAGACCCAGAAGGCCACACCCGCCAGUCCUGAGGAAGGCCCCUCUGACAACUUAAUGACCUCCUCCACCCCCUCCUGAGUGACGUGAACUGCAGUAGGCUGGGUGCAAAGACAUUCGUUGACUCUGG
This is a messenger RNA of Peromyscus eremicus (cactus mouse), 1553 nucleotides long. RefSeq names its product leukotriene B4 receptor (gene Ltb4r). Gene Ontology annotation, cellular component: plasma membrane. The record is from RefSeq and is a predicted model, not a curated record. The transcript has a single exon. Gene Ontology annotation, biological process: complement receptor mediated signaling pathway; inflammatory response; positive regulation of cytosolic calcium ion concentration. Gene Ontology annotation, molecular function: complement receptor activity; leukotriene receptor activity. NCBI's taxonomy places the organism in Eukaryota, Metazoa, Chordata, Mammalia, Rodentia, Cricetidae. Bases 464 to 1504 code for a protein of 346 amino acids.